Malania oleifera is the source of this 2155-nucleotide messenger RNA. RefSeq lists its product as uncharacterized. Bases 170 to 799 code for a protein of 209 amino acids. NCBI's taxonomy places the organism in Eukaryota, Viridiplantae, Streptophyta, Magnoliopsida, Santalales, Ximeniaceae. The transcript is spliced from 6 exons. The record is from RefSeq and is a predicted model, not a curated record.
GAGAGCCUAAGGAGUGGCUUAGGAUUUGAGGCAAGAAGUGCUCUGGGGUCGGGAGAGAGAGGAUGGAGGUUUCUCAUUUACAAUUUGCCGAGGCUGCCUGUUUUUCCUUGAUGGUUGACGUUGGUUUUUUUGGGAUUACAACACCAGGACAGGAAAGUCUUUAAAGAGAAUGAGCACUAGGGGGACAAGGGCGUCUUGUCUUCGAGGAUAUGUACGGGAGCCUCGGCGGAGGAGAAUGGCUUUAGAUUUAGAUCUCAAUCACUUGCCACCAAAUGAAAGUGGGGAUCAGGAGGGGACUUCAUCUCGUGUGGCGCCGCAGGAACUUCAACCUGCUUUGAUUGAUGUGGAUGCCAUUAUUGAUGAUGAUGUUGUUAUUUCCUCGCCGAGGGCUUUUGCUGAAGCUAAAAACAAUGCCAGAAGGCAACAUGGAACGACUGUUGUGCAUGACGUAGAAUCCGGAGAACAAACCACUAGGUUCACUUGUAAUAACCGCAACAAGCGCAGGAGAGUUCCAGAAAACCAGACCAUUAUAAAUUGUGAUCUUUACAUAAAUUUGGAAGGCAGUAACAACACCAAGUCUCAUGGCAUGCCUCCGCCACCGCCACCACCAAAAGAGCCCACCUUUAGUUGUCCAAUUUGCAUGGGUCCAUUGGUUGAGGAGAUGUCAACAAAGUGUGGCCACAUCUUCUGUAAGAAAUGCAUCAAGGCUGCAGUAGCUGCGCAGAGUAAAUGCCCGACAUGUAGGAAAAGAAUCACGAUGAAAGAUACCAUCAGGGUGUAUCUUCCUGCAAUGAGUUAAAAAGAGUGUAAAACAGCUGCCCGCCAUAUGGCUUUGUAAGUUUUCUCUGUCGUGAAUGUGCUUCUGCUGUAUUUUAGGAUUUUGACUUUAAGAAAGGCAAUGUAUUUGUAUCUACUUCAAAAGCUUUUAAGGUUUAGCUUACCCAAAAAAAAGUUUUGCAAGACGUACGAGUACAUGGAAACAUAAAUGGAACUUAAUCUUACCCAGGAAAAAGUCAUGCAAAGAUAUCAGAGUACAUGGAAACAAAAAUGGAACCUAGUCUGAAGGAAAGAUGGGGAAAUGAUGGUGAUAACAUAAAUGGAACUUAAUCUUACUCAAGAAAAAGUCUUGCAAAGAUAUGAGAGUCCACGGAAACAUAAAUUGAACUUAGUCUGAAGGAAAGACGGGAAAUGAUGGGGAUGGUGGGUGCAAGAUCAGCUUGGGAACCAAGGUUUAGGAAGUGGGAUUUUAUUGGUACCAUUAUGUAGUUUUAAUUUGCUUGUGAUUUGUUUUUAGGGAUUUAGGAUUUUUGUAGGUUUUAAAAGUAUUUCUAGCCGUGUGGCUGAACUGGGUUGAUUUGGAUUCAUUGCUUCCCCACUCCACUUUUUUUUUUUAUAAAUUUUUAUUCAUCAUCUGCAAAAGAAGAGUAGAAUUCUAAAAAAAUGUUUUAAAAUUGUUCGACUUUUUUAACAUAGUUGUCAGUUAAUUUUAUGUAUUUAAUAAUGCUUAUUGCAUUUAUUUUUUAAUUUUUUUAAAAAAAUUCAAGAUGCCAGUAUGUGACCAGAAAAUUAUAGAAACUUUUGUUUUUGUUUUUUGGUAGUAGUAGUGUCUAAAUAUUGUUAAUUUCUUUAUAUGAGCAUGCAACUUUUGCUUCAAAACAAUGCACAUUUGUGUGCAUGGUAUGGUAUAUAGGGGCUGAGUGGAAAUUUUUGUUAUUUGUUCAAACGACUGCUGAUAGGCAUGUUGCUGAAUUACAGGCAUUAAGGCUUGAACCUUCAUCGCAUCAAAGAGAUUGCAACAGAUUGUUUUUUACGCACUGAGUUGAAUGAAACAAGAUUUGGCAUGUCAGAGUGGUCAUUAUAUUUGAAUUUAAUUAUGGACUCAUUUUUUAUGGAGUCAAAAUUAUGUGCCAAAUGACGAUGAUGAAUCAUGCUAGUAUAGUGAUUAGUGAGAGGUUUCUAUUUUGUUCUCUCUCAAUCUCUCUCUUGUCCCACUUCAAGGGAUCAAUUUUGAGAUGGUUACUCUUGUAUUGUAUCCUCGCUAGCACGAAGGUAGAUUGUCCUACCUGGUUGGUGCCACUGGGAAUUACAUUUUGCAUCUGGAAAAGUUGGACUGAAAUCUUAGCCCUUAAAUUAAGGUACUGUUUGGUUCAUGGAA